This is a messenger RNA of Chara braunii, 2210 nucleotides long. The record is from the annotation of a GenBank genome assembly. NCBI's taxonomy places the organism in Eukaryota, Viridiplantae, Streptophyta, Charophyceae, Charales, Characeae.
UCGGUAGCUGAGUCUAGGGAAGACCAUACAAACCCUAAAAUUUCCCAGCGGUUUCCAGCGGUACAUCCUCAGGCGCUCAGGACGUGCUUUGGAGUGUCUCUCUCCCUCUCUCUCUCGGUGGUGGUGUGCCUGAAGAGAGCUGGAGAGUCCCGUUCACACGCGGACCAUAAACGAAAUAGGUGGGUUCAUGCGGGGUGCCGUAGUGCACCUUCUGUCUGUUUCCCUCUCUCUCUCUCUCUCUCUCUCUCUCUCUCUCUCUCUCUCUCUGUGUCUCUCUCUCUCUCUCUCACACAUACACACACACACACACACACACACACACAGAGCAGCGUUCAGGUGCAGCGCGAUGGCGUGCACACUAUCCAUGGAAGCUCAAGCGGAGGGGGUAGAGACGAGAGGGGUCGUUAAGAACAGAUCAUCAUUCAAUCCGUACGAUAAUAAUGGUGGGACCUGCGUGGCAAUCGCGGGCGAAGAUUACUGUGUGAUCGCUGCAGACACACGGCUUUCUACGGGAUUCAGUAUAUUAACCAGAGAUGCGUCGAAGAUUGUGCAGCUCUCUGAGAAAUCGGUACUUGGGACUUCCGGGUUUCAGGCGGACAUGAAAACUCUGCAGAAGAUGCUCAACGCCAAGAACCAGGUCUAUAGGCAUCAACAUAACAAGGAGAUGAGCUGCCCGGCGAUGGCGCAGUUGCUAUCGAACACGUUGUAUUACAAGAGGUUCUUUCCAUACUACACCUUCAAUCUGUUGGGAGGACUAGAUAACGAAGGGAAAGGAUGUGUGUACACGUAUGAUGCGGUGGGUUCGUACGAGAGAGUGGGGUAUAGUGUGCAAGGGACAGGGCAGCAGCUCGUCGUGCCCGUGCUGGAUAAUCAGCUGAAAUCGGCAAGUCCGUUGUUAUAUCCUCCGCAGAGCACUGCCACGCCGCUCACCGAGUCAGAAGCCGUGGAUAUCGUGAAGGAUACGAUGGCGUCGGCGGGGGAAAGAGACAUUUACACGGGAGAUGCAGUGGAAGUUGUGAUUAUAAACAGACAAGGCAUCCGAAGAGAGACCUUCCCUUUGAAGAAGGAUUAAGGGACGCACAAGAGGAGAGGUGAUUGUGUCGAUCUCCCCGAUGUCGUCCAUUUCUCGUCUGCGCUCGUAGAUCGACCUUCUUCCCAUUUAUCGAUCUAAUCAACCGUUCCCAUUUAUCGAUCGAAUCCAACAAUCAACAACCGGUUUUGUUGAUUCACCCUUUUUUCUUUUCUUGUGUCAUGACAAUCAUGGGCAUCGUGUCGAUUGAAACAAGUCCUGCACAGAGAGAGAGAGAAUGAUAGCUUCGGUCCUGUGGGUGGUCACCAUGUUGAUCAAUUGAAGGUUAUGCGUGGUUUUCUGUUUUUUUUUUUUUUUUUUUUUUUUUUGUGUGUGUGUGUGUAUUUUUUUCCACCUUAUUCUCUGGUUUCUUCUCGCUUUUCUUUCCCCUUAUCUGUCCGCCUUAUCAUGCCUCUGCCCUCGUCUUACUUCCAUUCUUCUCCGAAUUGUACCGCCUCCCUCUCUGAUAUGCGUUUUUCUUCGGUUCUUCUCCUCCUUGCUUCUACUCUUCUCCUUCUCUUGUCUAUCUCCUUUCGAUGCUGUCCUCUCCUCUCUCUUAUCUUUAUUUGAGAUUGCUCCCUCCCAUCCCCCCGCCCUCCUUCCCUCCCUCCCUCCCUCCUUCCCUCCCUCCCUUUCCCUUCUUGAGCGAGAGAUGUCACUCCUCCCAACUCCCUCCCUCCCUCCCUCGCUUCCCGUUCUUGAGCGAGAGAUGUCACUCCUCCCAAUCAAGCAAGUAGCUUAUGGAGAUGGCUGCUAUGCAGACACGAUGGAUAGAGAGUCCUUCGCGCUGACCCUUGUCUGGAUAUGAAGAAGGGGUGCAUCCAUCCACCCGUCGCCAUGUGUCUACACCAGUGUCAGGGUUAGUGAAGACAGGGGCAAGGCUUUUCAAUCCCUGACAUGGCACGGGAUUUGCGCCUCUCAUGACAGCUUCUGAUUAAGUCUGACCAAGAUUUCAAAAAAAAUAAAAUAAUAAUUGUCUCACGAAGAUGGAAGGCGGGCAUAAGGAUGACGGUGGUGGAUGGGAUAGGUUGGGUCGGGACGGGGAACGGGCCGAGGUGCGACCGGUGGCGAGGAUCCCGACGUCACAGUGGCAGGAGUGACGUGGAAGUUUUUCCCGCCAAAAUGAAGAGCGGGAAAAAGG